AACUGAUUUUCUCAUCGACCAUGCGCACAAGGAAACCUAAAUCGGCGGAAUGGGGAUCGGAGACGUCGAGAAGAUGGUAGCCGUAGGCCUCAUCUGGGGUGCCACAAAUGCCCUUAUGCGUCGAGGCGCACUUAUAUCAGAACAACAAAUUCUUAAGCAAAAAUCAUCAUCAAGCAAAACCCACAAAAACCCAAUUCUCAAAACCCUGAUUGACUGGUUUAAUCUCCUUUUAGUUUGGCAGUACUCUGUUCCUUUCCUCGUAAACCUAUCUGCUUCCGCUACUUUUUUCGCCAUUCUAAGUGACACACCGAUCUCUCUUGCUGUUCCAGUCACCAAUGCGACGACAUUCGCUGCCACCGCCGUGUUUGGGAUGUUGCUCGGUGAAGAGACGCGAGUUGGGUUGACUUUGUUUGGAGACAUCCACCAGUUUCAAGCUCUUGCCCUAAAUCUCCUAUAAUUAGCCACAAAAGGUGCAGAAGUCCGGUCAAUUUUGACCAAUCCACCUCUAGUAGCCCAAUUAUCAGCAUUCCAUAAACUGGAGUAAACUCUCAUCCCUUGUUGAUUAGGGUAUGGAAUGCUAUUCCGAUCAUCAAAACAGUAAUCACCAAAGCUUGAGAACAUGCCAUUUUCGAUUUGUUGAAUGUUUUUCUUCUUUACUUGGUUGGUGUUUUUGUUGGUUCUUGAUGUGGGGUUAUAUAGGCAUUUGGGUCCCAUUGUUCUUUUGACUUUCUGUUUUGACUUGUCCUCCAUUUUGACAAUUCUUGAAUGAUUUCUAUUGUAGUUGUCAACAUUUUUCUUUUAAAAAGUUUUUGUUUUUAACAUAUAUGAUCAAUAAGUAAUCGAAGAAUAUUUUAGUUUUGUACUGCA
Molecule: messenger RNA, 867 nt
Organism: Lactuca sativa (garden lettuce)
Lineage: Eukaryota; Viridiplantae; Streptophyta; Magnoliopsida; Asterales; Asteraceae
Source: RefSeq, a predicted model, not a curated record